This is a messenger RNA of Trachymyrmex septentrionalis, 1646 nucleotides long. RefSeq names its product vacuolar protein-sorting-associated protein 36 (gene Vps36). The coding region runs from base 1 to 1209 and encodes 402 amino acids. Gene Ontology annotation, cellular component: ESCRT II complex; late endosome membrane. The record is from RefSeq and is a predicted model, not a curated record. Lineage: Eukaryota; Metazoa; Arthropoda; Insecta; Hymenoptera; Formicidae. Gene Ontology annotation, biological process: protein transport to vacuole involved in ubiquitin-dependent protein catabolic process via the multivesicular body sorting pathway. Gene Ontology annotation, molecular function: phosphatidylinositol-3-phosphate binding; ubiquitin binding. The transcript is spliced from 7 exons.
AUGAAUAGAUUUGAGUAUGCUGAUUCUCGCUUUAUGCCAAACGAAAUUUAUGUGAGAUGCGAUAUGGUUGUGCGUCUCUAUGAUGGUGAUACAAAGACAAAUUUUGAAAAUGGAGAAUUAAUUCUAACUAGUCACAGAAUACUUUGGGGCAGACCUGGUGAUGUACAACGAGGUAAUACUUGUUUGUCAUUGUCACUUAGACAUAUCAUUUUCUUCGAAGAAGAAAAUCCUAGACCAUUUUCCUUUGGGCGUAGUAAAAAGAUUGUAUUGCAUCUCUCUGAACCUGCUAUUGAUAAGAUGCCUGGUCCAGCAGAUAAUAGUUUGUAUAAUUAUGUUAAAUUAUCAUUUAAAGAAGGUCUAGACCCAAAUUUUAUAACGCAAUUGUCUGAUACAAUUAUGAGACGAAUGUGGGAGUUUAUUUCUGAAGCUGAAUUAAUUGUAUCCAAUGUGAAUGAUAAUCAGAGAAAUACAAAACUAUUACCUCACAUAAAAACACGAACGGGUAUUAUAGGCAUUGAGAGAAGUCUACAAGAAAAACAGAAAGAAACUGACGAAAAUAUAUCAUUGGCAUUCCAAGAUCUUACAAAACUUAUGGAUAUGGCUAAAGACAUGGUGGCUAUCUCAAAGACCAUUUCAGUUAAAAUAAGGGCAAGACAAGGAGAUAUAACGGAGGAUGAAACUGUCAGGUUUAAGGCUUACUUAAUGAGCUUAGGUAUCGACGAUCCAGUAACAAGAGAUGCUUACAAGAGUAGCAAUGAGUACUUUAAACAAUUAGCAAAGCAACUUGCAUGUAUUUUGGAAGAGCCAAUAAAGGAAGUAGGUGGCAUGAUGACACUCACAGAUGUUUAUUGUCGAGUAAACAGAGCGAGAGGUUUGGAACUUUUAUCUCCUGAAGAUUUAUUACAUGCCAGUAGACAAUUAGCGCCUUUAGGUUUACCGAUUGUGUUAAGAAGUUUUGAUAGCGGUGUUAUGGUUCUUCAAAUUUGUUCUCACAAUGAUAAUGCUGUCGUUGAUCGUAUAACAGAAUUGUUAAAAGAAAAAAAAUCUAUGACGGCCGAGGAUCUUGCACAAUCGGAGGGAAUAUCAAUGUUAUUAGCACGUGAACGAUUGCUGGUUACGGAGAAAUAUGGCAAAGCCUGUAGGGACGAUUCGAUAGAAGCUCUGAGAUUCUAUCCUAAUCUAUUUUUAGAAGAAAUAUCUAGUGAAUAGUUUAAAGUUAUUACAAAUACAGGAUAUUUUCCGAAGUGUACUUGACUUUCGUGGCUCAACGUCUCAAUUCGCAAUUUUCAAAAAAUGGCCCCGAACGCAUGCCUAUUCCCGUGAAAAUUCUGAGCAACAAGAUGGUAUGUGGCGUGGUUCCCGCGCCACUUCUCUUACAUCCUCUCGUCAUUUGAGAUGCUCCCCUCUGUCUAAUGCUGUCAAGCAAUUAUGUUGCGUGAUGUACAAAAUAUAUUGCUAUUUUCUCAAAAAUAAAAAGCCGUGAGCAUUUCAGCUAACUUUCGUUUUUUGCUGAGCCACUAACAAAUGUUUAUCGAAAUGCUGAAGUUUCGGCUCGAUAGUCUGGACGCACUUUUAUAUUUCUGAGGAAACGUAAGGCGAUCAACGGAACAAAGAAUUAGACCAGAAUCAACGCAAGCAAAUUUCCU